Messenger RNA from Bombina bombina (fire-bellied toad), 1192 nucleotides. RefSeq lists its product as uncharacterized. NCBI's taxonomy places the organism in Eukaryota, Metazoa, Chordata, Amphibia, Anura, Bombinatoridae. Bases 390 to 884 code for a protein of 164 amino acids. The transcript has 2 exons. The record is from RefSeq and is a predicted model, not a curated record.
GCAGGCUCAGUGCGGGGCCCACCCCCAGCAUUAGCUGGAUUCUAAAUGAGCGGGAGCAAAAGCAAAGGCUACAAGCACUGAUCCUGGAGUGAGCUGCCCAGUGCCCAGAGUCUGGGGACGAGGCAGCACAGCCUCCUGCAUCUCCCCGGGAUGAGAGUGGUGGUGAGGAAUUCCCACUUCGGAGGGAAGAGGCUCCCCGUGACGAACAGCGCACGGGAGAUGAUGAAGAGGCCCCGGAAGCACAGGAGGAUCCCGCUGAACCCGCGGAACCCGAGGUCCCUCAAAGACCCGCACUCCGCCGUGCACAGGCACCCCGCCGUGCACGGGUUCGACAGGCACAACAAGAAGAAAUAGCGGAGGUGCGGGUUCUACUGGAGUACAUAGACCAGAUGCGUACCUCCCGGAUAGAAAACAUAGAAGGACGACGCAGAAUACUUGAUGGGCAGAAUCAAAUAAUUCAAGGCCAAAAUGAAAUAAUCAAUAUACUGAAUAGAAUACAAGAAGGACAAACAAGAAUGUUUAAUCUACAUCAGGAAAUGUUCACAUUUUUCCGGGAGGCGCAUGCUGGUCUACCUCCUGUUGCUGGGCCUCUUGUUGCUGGGCCUCUUGCUGCUGGGCCAUCUCCUCCUGCCGGCCCAUGUCAUCCUCCUCCUCAGCCAUCUACUCCUCCUCCUCCUCAGCCAUCUACUCCUCCUCCUCCUCAGCCAUCUUCUCCUCCUCAUCCAUCUUCUCCUCCUCCUCAGCCAUCUACUCCUCACCUUGGUCGUCCCAGUACUCUUCCUUCCACUCCUCCCACAACAGCUCCAAGGAGGACUCUUCGGAGUCGGCAGUUGCCUCUCCCAGAGCCUCAGCCCCGUGGGAAGAGGGGAAGGAAGAGGAAGUAAGUAUUUUUUUCCAUCUUAAAAUAUUUUUUUUGUGUAAUGGAUAGGUAUGUGAUGAUGUGGUUUUCAUACACUUGUGGACCACACUCUGUAUAUAAUCGACUUCUAUGGGACCGGGUCCAUGGAGGAAGAUUCUUUGCAGAGUGUGGGUUAUAAGUGUGUGAAAACCACAUCAUCACAUACCUAUCCUUGUUCAUGAUAUUGAUUGGUUUCUGUGAUGUGAUGUCCAAACUGUUUCCCGAAUCGCUAACUAAAUUACCAUAACAAUUAUCCAUGAUGGCAUAUUACUGUUUGAAUGCCAAUAACACAGC